This is a messenger RNA of Hypomesus transpacificus, 3654 nucleotides long. RefSeq names its product neuronal membrane glycoprotein M6-b-like. Gene Ontology annotation, molecular function: structural constituent of myelin sheath. Gene Ontology annotation, biological process: axon development; central nervous system myelination. Bases 291 to 1166 code for a protein of 291 amino acids. The transcript is spliced from 7 exons. The record is from RefSeq and is a predicted model, not a curated record. NCBI's taxonomy places the organism in Eukaryota, Metazoa, Chordata, Actinopteri, Osmeriformes, Osmeridae. Gene Ontology annotation, cellular component: myelin sheath; plasma membrane.
AAAGCGUUAGCUGGCAUCGUUUAGGGACCACUAAUCUGUGCAGAAUUCAAUCUGACAAGACCUUUGCAUCGUCAAAAGGGAUUGUGAUAUAUGCAGAGGACCUAAACUUGAUAAGGAAAGAGGUUGAGGGAGAAGAGAGAAGGCGUGAGUGUGAGAGAGGGAGAGAUAGUGGGAGAGAGAGAGAGAGAUAUCAAGCACGCAUUGAGGGAGAGAGCGAAAGAGAGAAACAGCAACAGCAAAGUCAGAAUACAGAAGCCAGUGAGUAAAGUAUACAAAGGAAAAUAUUCCAAAUGGAUGGGACGAAGCCAGCCAUGGAAACUACCGCUGAAGAGAACCAAGAUGAGAGCCAAGAAAGCAAAGGCUGUUUUGAGUGCUGCAUCAAGUGUCUGGGCGGAGUACCCUACGCUUCUCUGGUAGCCACCAUCCUCUGCUUCUCUGGGGUGGCUCUGUUCUGCGGGUGUGGCCAUGUGGCCCUGACCGGUACCUUGACCAUGCUGGAGAACCAUUUCUCCACUGUGACCAGCGACCACGCCACUCUCACCUUUGUGAUCCAGAUCCUGCAGUACAUCAUCUACGGCAUUGCCUCCUUCUUCUUCGUGUACGCCAUCAUCCUGCUGGCCGAGGGCUUCUACACCACCAGCGCCGUGAAGAAGGAGCUGCAGAGCGAGUUCAAGACCACGGCCUGUGGCCGCUGCAUCACCGCCUUUUUUGUGUUCCUGACCUACAUCCUGGCCCUGGCCUUCCUGGGCAUCUUCGGCUUCUCCUCCAUCCCCGUCUUCCUCUUCUUCAACAUGUGGACCACGUGUGGCGCCAUGAGGUCCCCCGUGGCCAACAUCACCUCCCCCGACUCCAUCUGUGUGGACGUGCGGCAGUACGGCAUCAUUCCAUGGAACGCAACGCCUGGGAAGGCCUGCGGAUCCACACUGGGAGACAUCUGCAACACCAGCGAGUUCUACUUGUCCUACCACCUGUACAUUGUGGCCUGUGCCGGGGCUGGAGCGACCGUCAUUGCGUUGAUCCACUAUCUCAUGAUCCUGUCGGCCAACUGGGCUUACCUGAAGAGCGCCUGCAACACACACGCCUACCAGGACAUCAAGACCAAGGACGACCAGGAGAUUGAUGCAGAGGCGCGCUCCAAGGACGGCCAAAACUCCUCCUACUCAUAAGGGCAGAAAGACACGCUCCCCACAUCCACCCCCCCCUUUUCCUCCUCUCCACUCCUGCACCCUUCCCCCCCCCCCUCCACCACUAUCUACACUUAACCUCACAAGCUUCCCACUCCCCCACCCUUUGAGUAAACCAACACCAUGGUCACGUUCGCUCGACCCGAACGGGAGUGGACGGCUUUCGUAAACAGUAGACGGUAGAUGAGAGUUCCCGGUUGGUCGAGCUCAUUGAUGUGGUCUACCUGGUUGCCGAAUGUCCUCUCCCGUUCAGCGAGGAAGUGAACGGUACCUGGCUGUGAUUGGCUCCCAGCUCCGCUCUGAGGCCACACAGCUCUUACACAGCUCCUAACAAACAGCCUAAUGACAUGGUCUCUGUCUGCACUAACUCCUGAGGAAGAAAGACAGGAACUUCCUCUCUUUUUUGGUGUUUUAUAUACGUAUAUAUAUGAAUAUAUUGUGCGAAUGUGUAUGAAUGUUGUUGUUUUUUUAAUACGUUUCAAAGUAUGCCAGGUUUACUAUGAUAUUUAUUUUUUCUUCUGUCUCUCAGAUAUUUUUCUCCUUCGAUCAUUUUCCACAUCUCUGACGGUAUCGUUUUUUUUAUGCUAAUGCUUAAAAUAUCACACUAUUUAAGUAAAAGAAAAUUGACUUUAAAUACAAAGCCCAUAUACACAAAGCACUGAAACGUGCCACUCAUUGAAAGAAUCCUUGAUCUUUAGUGAUUCUCUUCUUUAUUACUAUUUUGUAUUGUUGGCUACCGAUUACAAUUCAUUUCUGAACUGAGAAACAUGCACCGUGUGUUUUAUGAUUCUACACAAUAACUGGUGUGCUACUGGCUUUCAGAGCUGCCGAGCUAUCACAUCAUUCUUAGGUCCCAGAGGAGAACUCUAUCUAGGCCCUGUCUGGUCUAAAACAAUGCCCUGGUUCCUGUUCUCUCUCCUGAGUAGAUCUAGGACAGUCAGACCCAAGCGACCGACAUGGCUGUAACUCCACCUUGACCUCUAAUAGCUAGAACUGCCUCUAGCUUGCUUGAACCUAUCCAGUCAAUCAGAUUUACACACGUGUCAAGGGAGUAGGGGCAAGAGGUUGUACUGGACCGGUCCCGUUGCAUAAUAUCUCAGCGUCAUAUUUCUCUAGGUCAAGCUGGGCCUAUGAGUACAGCUCUCUAGAUCAAGGCUACACUGUCUUGCUCUAUGGCCAAGUGAAUGACAUACUGGAUACCUCAGGUGUGAAACCACAUACAUAAACUACCCUAGAUUUAGACCAUGGAUUUUUUAUCAGCAAGACACAAGCUCAAGUGUAAAGCUCAUUAGUUUUAUCACUCUUAAGAGGUGAUAUAUGCUUACCUACUUCCCCAGCUUUAAAUUUACGGAAUUGACAUGGCUUUAUGUGUUUUUUUCCACGUUUCUCAAGUGUAUCCCAUGUACUAAAUGGAUGAGGUUCACCUGUAUAUAUAUAUGGACCAAUCUGAGAGAUCGUUUAUUUGAAAUACACCUCCAAAAUGUGGAGGACAUGGUUAAUGUUCUACCAUGCUAUUUUCUCCUCAGUCACAAAUAUGUAAUUAUUCCCUUUGCAAUAUGUGUUUAGCAUUCAAAUACUAGUUCUGAAUUUGAUAUUAUGUAAUGUAACAUCUUUGAAUGGUAAGUUGUGGGAGGGGAACAGAUCCAGUAUAUAGUCCUAAUGAAUUGAGGUGCUUGUAUUGUAUACAGUUUAAAAUGUGAAAAAAUGAAAUUAUUUUAAUGUUUUCUCAGUUUUAGGCAGCUGGAUUUUCCUUGAGAUUCAGUAAUGAAUAACUUGACUUGGAUUUAAUUGAAAUGGUUAGUGAUUAUUUUACUAUGGCUAGCCAAAUGAGUGACUGCAAAUGAGUGAGUCCCAUUUUCAGGCCUUUACUUGAGCCACACAAGACUGUUUGGAUGUUUACAAUAUAAAGAUAUAACCAGUCAGGAAUUUUCUUAUUUUGAUUUUAUCAGAUUUACAACCGAGAACUUUAUUCUACACUGAUUAUCACUUGUUAGUUAACUCUUAAAACAGUGUAACAAGUAAUAUUUUACCUUUCAUGGAAAGCAUGUCAGUAUUUGUCCUCGUGUUCAAAUGUCUGAAAACAGAAAAAAGGACUAUAUUGCCAUGUAUGUUAUGUUUGAUAAACGUGCUUUGCCACUGGGUGAUGUAGGCAAACUCGCAUUCAAUUUCAUAUUAACAAGAUGCGUGUCAGGGUGUGUCGUUGUUUCCUCGUUAUUGCAUGAAGGAGACAUGACUGUGUCUUUGCAGUUUUCAGGUGAUGUGUAGUCAAUUGUACUGACAACUAUGGUAGGCAGUGUUUGCCCCACCCACUCUCUUUUCUAAAGAAAUCCAUUGUACUUUGAUGGCAUUGUAGUCCCUGUAGUUGUUGAAUUAUUGUUUGUUUUUUUAAGUUUAAAAUAGUAAAAUGACUCCUAUUUAGUGAUGAUUUUUGUAACCUUCUCUAGUAAAAACCGAUAUUUUUUAUUAUCGU